This is a messenger RNA of Orbicella faveolata, 3283 nucleotides long. Its product is annotated as acid sphingomyelinase-like phosphodiesterase 3b. Gene Ontology annotation, molecular function: sphingomyelin phosphodiesterase activity. Gene Ontology annotation, biological process: sphingomyelin catabolic process. The record is from RefSeq and is a predicted model, not a curated record. Lineage: Eukaryota; Metazoa; Cnidaria; Anthozoa; Scleractinia; Merulinidae.
AAAAAAAAAAAAAAAAAAAAAAAAAAAAAAUGAUCAGAUGAUUGCGAAUACACAGACGUUAGUAUGAUAUGUCUUAAACAGCAAUGAGGUAUGAAAAGUACGGCCAAGUAUUGAUAGGCUGGCGCGCGAAAUUAUCCCUCGGGAGUACUCCCUUAUAUGGCCAUAUGAGUUUGUACAGCUCCAUGUGAUAAGCUCCUGACACCUCUUAGACGUGAAGUGGCUAAAUAAAGUAUUGUGUUGUUUUAUAUUGUAUGUUGUGCGGCUCAAAGGAUAUGGUUUAUUAGCCGUUUUAUUCAGAAAUAGGGGUAUCGAUUUUGGCCAUUGUGGUCUCAAAGAGGGUAUGGUUUUUCAUUCCAGUCUUGAAUUGGGUAUGGUUUUUUAGAACAAGCUAAUUCAUUCUUCAUUAUCGAUAAGACCAUCAACAAAAGCCCUUCACAGUGGUCUGCAGUUGGCAACUACUUUUUUGUACUUAAUAAGGCCCGUCUGAAACAGGGUAUUGAUUUAAGGGUCAGGUCUUUAAAAAGUCGAAGAUUUUAGUCUUAAAUAGGGUUACAGUUUUGGGAAGCGGGCUGCACACUAUCCAAUUUUUCUAGGAAUUCCCCGCCCCAUCCUUCCCACCACGAAAUUAUCCUCCUGGCAAUGCAUAACAAGAAAAGUAAAGAAAAUACAUCCCAUAAUAUAAGAUAUAAACAAACAAACAAACAAUAGAAACUCGUUUAUUAUUUCACAAAUUGAACGUACAAGUCAAAGAGCCGUCACCCUGUCCCUGACUUGUUGACGCAGUGCAGCGUGACGUCCGUGAUGUGACUGCAUAAUAUCAUUGGGUGUUUAUUUUAACUUUCGAAACGAUAUCCAUAUCUCUUCCUUUCUGGGAAAGAAGGAAGACACUCGUCGACUCAGAUCAGAGUUUGCUCCAUAUUUAUUUAAUGUCUCACCUUUAAAGUUUUCUAUUACUUCCAGUGUUGGUAUUUAUCGCACAGAUAAUACAACAUCAUCACGAACAACCUGCAGAAGCUGAUUUGACCACGCGGAAGUUAUCUGCGUAACUCAGCGAAAUCAUUAUGAAAAAGGCUCUAGCCCUCCUGAUCUUUUUCUUACAGUUGAAGCCCGUAGUUCUGGAGGAAGGAAGCUUCUGGCAGGUGACAGAUUUUCACUAUGACAAGACUUACCAGUUCCCCACUGACCCAGACAAGAUCUGCAAUUCACAGACGCCUGAUACCCAGAAGCCCAACCGAACUGGCAAAUGGGGGAAUUAUUUGUGCGACUCACCUUGGCGCCUCAUUAACUCGUCAGUCUUCGCCAUGAAGGACAUCGAACCCAAUCCUGAUUUCAUUAUUUGGACCGGCGAUGACAUGCCUCACGUGCCAAACAGUGAACUGAGCACAGAGGAAGUGAUAGAAACUGUCAAGAAUAUGACAGCCCUGCUAAGCACAGUCUUCACAAAUACGACGGUUUAUCCGGCCCUCGGUAACCAUGACUACCACCCCAAACAUCUGAUGCCGCCAAAGCCGAAUGACAUUUACACGGCUGUUGGAGAUUUAUGGAGUCGGUGGCUUCCGCAAGAAGCUGUGGAUACGUUUAAAAAAGGCGGAUUUUACACGGUUCUUAUCAAGCCUGGCUUACGCCUCGUCAGUCUCAACACGGUUUAUUAUUACACAAACGACAGGCUAACAGGAAACAUUACUGAUCCUGCCGGCCAGUUUGCAUGGUUAGAUCACAUACUGACGAAUGCAAGUAGCAUUAACGAAAAGGUCUUCAUUAUUGGUCAUGUGCCGCCUGGCGCUUUUGAAAGAGCACCACGAAAGAAGUGGUUUUACCCCCAGUUUAACAAGCGCUACAUUGCUGUAGUACUAAAACAUGCUGACGUAAUCACUGGCCAUUUUCUGGCACAUCAACACUGUGACAGCUUUAAAAUUUUCUACGACAAUAGAGGAGUUCCAAGAAGUUCUAUUUUCCUGUGUCCAGCCGUAACGCCUUGGAAGACAGUACUGCCGACAGUUGGUUACAACAAUCCUGGUGUCCGUCUGUACAAAUACGACAGGAACACUACACAUGUCAAGGACGUUUGGCAGUACUAUUUGAACCUGACGCAAGCCAACUUGAUGGGCGAACCCGAUUGGCUAUUAGAAUACAAAGCCACUGAAGACUUCAAUAUACCAGAUGUGAGCCCGCAGUCUCUUCACGAUUUGGUGCAGACUUUUAAGCCUCAAGGGAGCUCUAACUUUCUCAAAUACUACUUGUUCAACUCUGUGAGUGCUGGAGGCGAGCAAUGUGAUGAAGAAUGUAAAAUUGGGCAACUUUGCGGCGUGACAGAAAUUGAUUUUGAUCAGUAUGAUGCUUGUCUUCGGGGCUCAAGCAGGUCCACUGUUUCCUCGACUUCAAGUGUAACGCCCUCAUACAGUAUCAGUGUUCCGUCGGGUUCAAGUUCCGUCGAGUUCUGCUUCAGUGUUACGUUUUGGCUGGUGUUUAUCGGGAUUUUGCUCUGUUAAAUAUAUACUCUCUGCAUAUUGAGAAAUAAUUGAGAGAUAAUUGACGUUUUAUUAUUAAAUUUUUUUGUUGUUGUUUCAAGUGCGACCAAUAACUUUUUCAGUUGUAAACUGUCUUUAUAUUCUACCAUUUUCUCGCGGCAAGUAGGCGAGGAAAAAAAAUGGGGAACCCGACGGGGAACUGCGAUCAUUUUGACAGUCAGACAUUCCACAGCUUAUUUAGUUUUGAAUCCUUUUAAAUUAAGAGAUGGAAUGACGGAAACAAUGGCAUCCUUGUAGGCGUCCCCCUCCCUCCCUCCCUCCACUCCGCGCCUCUUGCUUCUUGUUUUCCCCUCUCCCUCUGCUUUAAACGUCUGCCUCGCAGGCCAGCAAAGAUACUGAAAAACUAUCAGAGCUAAUGGAAAGAGCAAACAUCGAAACCUCUCAUCGAAGUUUCGUUUUAUUUCGUCGAACGGGAAACAAUCAAACUUUUGUGUUGAAAAAAUCUACAACUUGACCAAAAUAUGACUCACUAAUGAGGAGAAAUAUAGUUUUAAAGCCGUCUAAAAAAUUCCGCGCGUUUUAAUCACGUGACCAGAAUUUCCGAAAAACAUAUUUUAUGGCAACUGUUAUUUCAUAUAAUGAGGAGUUUAAAAUAGUCUCUUAUGAAACUUGGCAUAUUUACUAAAUUUGGCACGAUAAAUCAAACGGUGAGUCUUAUUUUUUUGUUUGAAAGAAAUAUUUUUAUACUGUGUCCCCAAUUAGCGCCUAUCGCGCUAGAUGUAUUUGAAACGUAAUUAAAGUUACUUGCUUACUUA